AUGUACACACCGAUCGCUCCUCUACCCCUGGAGACACCCCGUUCGCACGGAACCAAGCGACAGAGGGAAGACGACGAAGAAGAAGAGCCCAAGCGAAGAAAGCGAUCGGACUCACAGAUAUCGAGCCAGUUUGAGCUCAGUGAGGAAGACCGUCUGCUUCUUCGGCUCAAAGAGGAAGAGCACAUGCCUUGGAAAGAUAUCGCAGCACGCUUUGUCAAAGACUUCGGCAGGCAGUACCAAAUACCCGCACUGCAGAUGCGUAUCAAGCGACUAAAAGAACGGAUGCGUCAGUGGACUGAAGUAGACGUCCAAGCACUGCGCAAAGCCCAUGACUACUGGGUGCAAAACAAGUUCGACAUCAUCGCGCAAAAGAUGCUCGAUUACGGUGCAGAAGAAAAAUGGACCGCACGCCAAUGCUCUCGCAAAUGGCAAGAGAUCGAUCCAACACCCAUACCCUACACGCAGUUCGACCAGCACGUCCAGCACGUCCAGCAAGGCUUUGCACCCUACGCGAUGAGCCCCAUCGAGCCCACGCCCAUGAACUUCCCUCCCUUCCUGCACCAGCACCAUAGCACCUAG
Messenger RNA from Alternaria incomplexa, 579 nucleotides. RefSeq lists its product as uncharacterized. The coding region runs from base 1 to 579 and encodes 192 amino acids. The record is from RefSeq and is a predicted model, not a curated record. NCBI's taxonomy places the organism in Eukaryota, Fungi, Ascomycota, Dothideomycetes, Pleosporales, Pleosporaceae. The transcript is spliced from 2 exons.